AUGGCUGAAGAACAAAGCCACAUAGGGAGCUUGGGGGUCCACAUGCGCAGAGUUGUUGGAAAGCUCCAGCACAUGGGAAAGAACAAGUUUCAAGCAAAAACAUCUGAAGGACUAAAGGAUUUUAAUGCGCAGGCUACCAGGAGGAGAGGCACCCUUCAAACCAGCAUGUAUACCUAUUUUCUUUCCUUCAUCAGAUCUAGCCAUGAAAGGAGGAAGGAAAGAAAAAGGGAAAUAGCUGAGAAUGGGAGUCUCCCACUGAGACAGCUGAGAGAAAGGGCCUUGAAAACCCAAAAAUUCCUAAUUUUGUGCAAAUGGGCAGAGAAUAUUUCACCAAGAUGGGAAAAGUCAAGGGAGGAGAGGGGAAAGGAAUGGAAAGAUUUGGCCAAAUUGGAUAGAAACCAAGGGGUUCUUGGGAAGGAGGAGCUUCCAGCGGCUAUAAAUGAAGCACCUCCUACCCAACAACCAUCAACCACAUCCAGAGAACAAGCUUCCUCUCUUACCUCCAAAACCCAGCAAUUUCGUGCUCAGUUCAUCCUUCUCCCCCUUGUUUUUCCUCUUGGCAGAUCGUUCUGA
This is a messenger RNA of Prunus armeniaca (apricot), 573 nucleotides long. NCBI's taxonomy places the organism in Eukaryota, Viridiplantae, Streptophyta, Magnoliopsida, Rosales, Rosaceae. The record is from the annotation of a GenBank genome assembly.